Aspergillus nidulans FGSC A4 is the source of this 526-nucleotide messenger RNA. RefSeq names its product H(+)-transporting V1 sector ATPase subunit F. The coding region runs from base 152 to 526 and encodes 124 amino acids. Lineage: Eukaryota; Fungi; Ascomycota; Eurotiomycetes; Eurotiales; Aspergillaceae. Gene Ontology annotation, molecular function: proton-transporting ATPase activity, rotational mechanism. Gene Ontology annotation, cellular component: proton-transporting V-type ATPase, V1 domain; vacuolar membrane. Gene Ontology annotation, biological process: proton transmembrane transport; monoatomic ion transmembrane transport. The transcript is spliced from 5 exons. The record is from RefSeq and is a predicted model, not a curated record.
UAGAUUCGACGCUUACAUCAAGGUCAAGCUCCACUGGUAGCAACGCUGCAGAUUGCACACUGUCGGGCUCUGCUUGCGCGGUAUACGAGACUCGACUUCUUCUCGAAACAGUGGCUGAGCCUUUCAUCCCCCGCCUCUCAGCUCAAUCACUAUGGCGGCAGGUGCCGUGGCUUACAAGGACCGACAGUUCCUUGCCGUCAUCGGCGACGAAGACUCCGUAACUGGCCUUCUUCUCGCCGGGAUCGGGCACGUCACAGGCCCUCCGGAUUCCCAGCGGAAUUUCCUCGUCGUUGACGCAAAGACAGAGAACUCAACUAUCGAAAACGCAUUCCAGAACUUCACACAGGAACGAAACGAUAUCGCUGUCCUCCUGAUCAAUCAACAUAUCGCAGAGCGCAUCCGACACGUCAUCGAUUCUUACUCCGAAGCCUUCCCUGCCGUCCUUGAGAUUCCAAGCAAAGACCACCCAUAUGAUCCUGAGAAAGACAGCGUAUUGAAGCGAGUUCGUCGAUUAUUCGGUGAAUAG